AUGGCUGUGACUUCUCAACCGCGGCCGCGGCCUCUUUUUGUGUACGGAACGCUUAGAGCGUUGCCCCUUCUUGCUUGGGCGUUGACCGGAGACGCUGCAAAGACCAGCGCUGUGGCAGACUUGGUGCGCCCAGCCAAGGUCCACGGCUGUGCAAGAUAUUCCACCCACCAUUGCAACUAUCCGGCAGUCAUUAAGCAGGACGACCACGAGGUUGACGGGUACGUUCUACUUCUCAAGACCAAGCCGCAGAGGAAGAAGCUCGACGACUUUGAGGGUGAGGCCUACACACCUACAGCUGCCCUUGCGACACUCGAUGACGGCACCACCAUUGAAACAGAUAUCUAUCUCUGGGAUGGUAAUCCAGAGUCCCUGUAUACGGAGCCGGGCUGGGAUCUGGACACUUUUGUAAAAGAAAGACUAGAGGAUUGGCUAGAUCUGUUUGAAGGCAUGGAGUUGGUCGGGGAAUCCGAUACAGAUUGA
Fusarium graminearum PH-1 is the source of this 480-nucleotide messenger RNA. RefSeq lists its product as uncharacterized. Bases 1 to 480 code for a protein of 159 amino acids. The record is from RefSeq and is a predicted model, not a curated record. NCBI's taxonomy places the organism in Eukaryota, Fungi, Ascomycota, Sordariomycetes, Hypocreales, Nectriaceae. The transcript has a single exon.